This is a messenger RNA of Pygocentrus nattereri (red-bellied piranha), 1961 nucleotides long. It is a transcript of the gene htatsf1, whose product is annotated as HIV-1 Tat specific factor 1. Gene Ontology annotation, cellular component: U2-type spliceosomal complex; U2 snRNP. Gene Ontology annotation, molecular function: RNA binding. The transcript has 10 exons. Lineage: Eukaryota; Metazoa; Chordata; Actinopteri; Characiformes; Serrasalmidae. Gene Ontology annotation, biological process: mRNA splicing, via spliceosome. The record is from RefSeq and is a predicted model, not a curated record. Bases 134 to 1528 code for a protein of 464 amino acids.
UUCCAACCUCUGGUUAUCCCACUUCUACAGACCACCUUUAAAACGAAUAUAUGUAAAUGAGCUCUGUUCUGAUUGGCUGCCCUGUAUUGCAAAUUGUUCAAAACAUGUUCCGGGUUGAAUCACUCCUUAUAAGAUGAGCGGAGACUCCGACAGGAAUAAAGAGUUCCUUGAGCAGCUCCGUCUGCAGGAGCUAUACGGCCAGAAACGGGAGGAUGGAGACGAUCCAUAUACGUACGUUGAUCCAGAAGAUGGAACUGUGUACGACUGGGACCAUGACAAGAAGGCGUGGUUCCCUAAGAUAACUGAGGACUUCAUUGCUGCAUAUCAAGCGAACUACGGCUUCAGUGAGGAUGGAACUCCUGACCCGACAGCUGCAGCUCCACCAGGAGAGACUCCACCAGAUAAGCCAAAGGAGGAGAAGAAAUUAGAAGAGGAGGAGAAGAAAUUAGAAGAGGAGGAGAAGAAGGAAAAGGAGGAGGAGGAGGAGGAGGAGGAGGAGAAGAAGCCAGAUUCGUCCAGCACUAAAGAGGUCAAACAGAAGGGGGAGAAGAGGAAAGCAGAGCCAGGCUGGUUUGAUAUCGAGGAAGAUAAAAACACAAAUGUUUAUGUAUCAGGUCUUCCUCCUGAUAUAACCCCUGAUGAGUUUGUGGAGUUCAUGUCUAAGUGUGGGAUCAUUAUGAGGGACCCGAUCACGGAGGAGUAUAAGGUGAAGCUCUAUAAGGACAGUGAGGGUAACCAGAAAGGAGACGGACUCUGCUGCUACCUCAAGAGGGAGUCAGUGGCUCUUGCGGAGCGUCUGCUGGACGACUCUGAGAUCCGAGGCUACCGGCUACACGUGGAGGCGGCUCGAUUUGAGCUGAAGGGUCAGUACGACGCCAGCAAGAAGAAGAAGAAGAACAAAGAGUACCGGAAAAAACUUCAGCAGCAGCAGAAGCAGCUGGACUGGAGGCCGGAGAAGACGGGGGAGGCACGGAAGAGACACGAGCGCGUGGUCAUCAUCCAGAACAUGUUCCACCCAAAAGACUUCGAGGAAGAUCCGCUGGUGCUGAACGAGUACCGAGAGGAUCUGCGGACAGAGUGUGAGAAAUUUGGGGAGGUCAAGAAGGUCAUCAUCUUUGAUCGACACCCUGACGGCGUGGCCUCGGUGGCAUUUAAAGAGCCGGAGGGGGCGGAUGUGUGCCAGGUGACGCUGGAUGGGCGCUGGUUUGGAGGGAGGAAGCUUUCAGCUCAGCUGUGGGACGGAGUUACAGACUAUCAGGUGGAGGAGACGUCGCGGGAGCGUGAGGAGAGGUUAAAGGGGUGGUCCACGUUUCUGGGGGAUGAAAAGGCUGCUGAGGCUGCAGGCCAGGCUAAAGACACUGAAGGAAUGAAGGAAGCAGAAAACUCCCAGGGGGCGGAGUCAGCAUCAGCCCCACCCACAGAUACAGCACCAUCACAGUCAGAAGAUGAAACGGCAGCGGAACAGCCGGAUGAAGCGGACGUGGAUUCCACAGACAGCAGCCUGGCGGGCAGUGACGACGAGGCUUAGGUCCAACCUGGGAAACACCGCAUACCUGAACAUUCAGACCUAAAACACUGGCCUGUCACUGACCCACCCAGGCUCCGCCCACUUUCAUACAUACUGUUGUGAGGAUGGACAUCUUUAGUGUUCUGAGUUCCAAACUGAGUCGGUUCUACACGUUUAAUGGGAUUUUUAACCGUGUUAUGCUUGUCCGACCCACAGUAGUAGCUAUGAACAAGUUUGUGGGUGGAGCCUGGGGGGGCAGUUCCUGUUUGUUUAUGUGUGUCCUGUCAUAUCAAAGCCAAGGGAGCGUUUUGAAAUAUGAAAUUGGGUUAAUAAGGUUAAUAAGUGUAAAAGUGUGUUUGUAUGAAUUCUCCUACCGACUGAUGGUUUUCCUGAGUGAAGCUCAUAUUUUAUAAUAAAAGUAAUGGAAGGAUCCAUAUAAUUGUGCAUCUUUAAA